AUGUAAGAAGGUGUUGAAUAGCUUAGGUUUGCUCCUAUACAGAACAUGCUGGUGUUCCUUUCUCUGUCUCCUGGGGAAGCUCAAGUGCACAUUACAGUAGAGAACAGCCUUAUGUUGGGAUAUAAAGGUCACAAGUGUUUCCUUUCACCUCUCCAGCUGGGAGUCAGGCUGACGUACACGGGAGGUGGCAAGAAGUCUUUGCAAACAAAAGGAGCUUUUUCUUGAGGGAGACCUGCAGAUCAGUCAGUCCUUUCUGCGUGGGGUCUGUAGCCUUUUUGUCCAGCUCUAGCAGAGCUGAUUUCCUCCUCUGGAGAAGAAUUGGUGCUGUUCCUGCAUUCCACAGACUCUUCAUUGCUCUGUGUGGGAGACCUCCGGCACCAGCAGUGUGUUGUAUCCAGCUCUGUGACAAUACACUGGUUGCUCACCUCCCAUUAAACAUUUCCAGUGUGAAUAUCAGGUGAAGGAGGAGAAGAGUGUCUGAAUACCAAUGAAUGAGCUGUGAUGGAUAACAAGGACUCAGAAGCUGAGAUCCACCCUCUGAAGACUGAGGAUGUAAAAGCUCAGGAGAACCAUGAGCACUUCGUGGAGAGAAGGAUUGUCAAGGCCUCAGGGCUGUCCCGGCUGUCCCGGUGGCGCACUGCUGCCUUCUUCAUCUCCCUGUUCCUCUGCCUGAUCAUUGUGUUUGCUUUCUCCUUCAUCAUUCCCUGCCCAGAGAGGCCAGUUUCAGAAAAAACAUGGUUCCAGUACUACAACAAUGCAGUGCCCUACCCGUUCCUUGCUAUAGAAGAUGUGAAUGAAGACAGAGUACAAGAUGUGCUCUUUGCUAUUAAAUCCAGCAAUGGCAGCAGCAGGUUCAACACGUCCUGUCUGGAUGAAGGGCUGCCGUCUCCCUGUGCCUUCGUUGCUGCCGUGUCUGGCACCAACGGCAGCGUGCUCUGGGAGAACCCUGCUGCACAGGACCUGCAGUGGCUGCAGUGUGGCAUCCAACAGCUGGGCACAGCUGCAGCCCCGGGCUGCCUCGUGGUGGAGAAGCCUCUGUCCCUUACAGCACUUGACCUUCGGACAGGGGAAGUUCUGUGGAGGCAAUCCCAUGACUUUGGAGCUAAUUAUACUCUGCUGACUCCUUUGUCAGUGAUUCCAGAUAUUGAUGAAGAUGGAGUUCAGGACCUGAUAAUCUUUACUGCUGAAAGAGGCCAGGUUAAGGUCUUCAUCCAUUCAGGAAUAAAUGGCCAGCAGAUUGGCACCACUGGCAGUCUGAGCAUGGAUGGCAACGCUCGCUACAUCAGGCUGCACCUGCACUCCUCCUCCUACUUCCUCUUCUACACAGAGAACUCUCUCUAUGCAUAUUCCCUGAAGGAUCUGUGCAGUACAGCAAUUGGGAUGGAAGUUAAGGUUUCUGACUUCCAGCUGGAUUCUCAGUGGGAGAAGCACAUUGACCACACCACGCACCGCUUAGAACUUCUGUCCCUUCUCAGGUUUGGAGACAUUCACUACCUGGCAAAAGUUCCUGGGCACUCACGGGACAACAUCUUGAUUGUGAACUCAGAUAUGGCUAAACUGAUUCACACAAAAGAUCUCCACGUUGCUUGGACCCUCAAUGUGUCACGUCUUUUGAGUGAGCCGCUGCUCGGUUACUACAAACCUGAUGACCAUGGUAUUAUCCUGGAGAGUGAAAUUGGACCCAACAGGAAGAAGAUUAUGAUUGUUGAGAGUGAAUCUGGAGCAGUCCAGUGGGAGCUGAAGCUGAACUCAAGAGCAGGGAGCCCUGGCCCAGCCACACUUCCAACUGCAGAUCACCGCUCUGCCUUCCUCAUGUGGGGAGACUACCAGGAGCCAGGCAAUGAGACAAGACACAGAGCUCCUCUCCAGAAGCUGUACCUUUUCCAUCCUUCCUACACUAACGUCCUGUUGGAGCUCCGCAACAGCACAGACCAAAUCUCUGCCUUCACUGCGGCGCUGUUCGAGCGGAGCCGCCACGCCUGCUACGUGCUGCUGCGGGGCCCCCAGCCCAGCCAGGGGCCAGGCCCCGUGUCCCUGAUGAAGAGGAAGCUGAAGGAGGAUGUCUCAGUGAGCAGGGUGAUCUGGCUGCGCCACAUGGCCGGGGACGACGAGCAGCACAUCCGGGACCGGCUGUACAGGAUGCGAUUCCAGAGCCGAGACUGAGCUUGGGCAGAGGCUGCCCUGCUCUGCAGCCCUGCUCUCAACAAGCCCAGAGCCUGGAUUCCAGUGGGAAGCUGCCUUUCUUGAUCUGCAAACCAAAACGUGGCUGGCAGGGAAGCACCCCAGUGUCCAGGGACACCCAGGCUGUGGGGGCAGCUGCCAGAGUGUCCAUCCUCAGAGCUGAUGGGACUUCAGUGCUUGGCCACCACUGAAGUGUCAUCAGCUCAGGGAGGAGGGCUUCCCUCCAUCCCUGUGUGCCUGCAGAACUGUGCUGACUCAGGAGUGUGUCUGGAGGAAAACAUGUAGCUGCUGAGAUGCCAGAGUUGAUGAUUUCUGGGAUCUCUGAGAAGUGGAGUUGGAUGUCUGAGAAGUGGAGUUCUCUGUGUGGUAUUAGAUUUCCUUUCUGAGUCAGCUCUCCUGGCUGGGAAGAGGUGCUUGGCUGCAGGCUGGUUUGCAAUUACCCUCUCCUGGAUUUGGGCCCCGUUUCAGUAGUGGUGGGGGUGUGUGGUGACCCAGCCAUGGCUGUGCUGUGUCUGAUGUCACUUGGGCCAGCUAAGCACAGGUUAAAGUGUUGUUCUACUUAGCAAAUGGCCUUUUCUCCCAAGAACAGCCCCACAUGUCCUACUCUGCAGUCACCAGCCUACCUGUGUCCUCUGCUGCUUCCUUCCCAGCCAGGCUGUGCAGUGUUGGUGACCCCGAGAGGGAGCUGGUCUCCCACCUGGUGGAUGCAUCAAUGUUCCUCCCUUCCCUCAGUCUGCUUGUAGGUGGUGGGACCCACCCUGAGCCCAGGCUGGCUGGUCUCUGCAGGUAACACCACCACCUGUCCAGGUUUAAGGAACCUGAGGAUCUGGCUUGAGUAGAAUUGCACUUUAACCUUUUCUGGGAGCUGGGAUUGCUGCUCUGGGUAGCCCUGUACCCAGUGGCAAUGCCAGCACCCUGCUGAUUCAGCCUUGCAGCUGCUGAGGAGUCUUCUCCAAACACUGUCCCUGCUUCCAGGAGGUGGGCAGGAGCUCUGUGCUGCCUCCCUGCCCUUGGAAUUGAUGUUGGGUGAGGAUCCUCGAGCACUCUUCUCUCUGCCCAGCCUGGUCUCCCCAGGGGAUGGGACAGGUUGUGUGAAGAUGACAUGUUUCUCCUGGAGAUUCAUGUAGCAGCACCAUGAGGUGUUACUCUGCCCUGUCCUGAUGGGUGCCAGUGCAGGCUGUAGAAACAAGGUGCAGAGCCUUGAAAACAGUUUGAACCAGCUGCUCAGUCCUGAAAAUAAAAAUAGGCCUAAAAAUAACCUCUAAAGCUCUGCAGUGCUGGAGGGGGUUUGGCCAGUGCCUCCCUCCCUUGCUGAGUCUGACACUGGGCAAUGUGUAGGAACACUGUAGGAUAGGAAUGUGCAGCAUCAGGCAUCAGCUCUUCCUUCAGCCACUGCUGAUCCCAAAUGUGGCACUGGGCAGCUGCUGUCACCAGCCCCAGGCUGACAGCACGGGGAGCUGGGCUGCCUGGACACCUCCUGCUUCCAGCUGACCAGUGGCUGCCUAAAGGGUGCCCUGUGACCCUGUGCCCCAUGACCCAUGUUCCUGGCAGUCCAGGAGCCAGUCCUGGGGUGUCCUGGCUGGGCAGGAAGCCAGGGAUGCUCUCUGCAGAGUGUUCCACAACCUUCAAAGCACCCUGGGCUCAAAAUGGUAAGGUUGCCUCUCUCUCUCUCUUCCCAGCUGUUUUCUGAGGGAGUCAGGGAGUGCAGGGGGGCUCCCCAGCUGUGUCCCCACCUUGGGUUUCCUCUUUGUUCAGCACCUUAGGCCUGACAGCCCCCAGGUCCCUGUGCCAGUGAUGCAGCCAUAAGAGGCUGGAUUGCGGCUGUCCUUCAGCCUGCUGGGGCAGGGCACAGGGCAGGGGACCCCCAGGCUUGCACUGUAGUCCAGCCUGAGUGUUGGAUGUGGAUUGUUUCCUGCUGAGAUUCCCCUGGUUGGGAGCAAGGGGCUUGGGCUGUAUUCUUACUGCACUCUCCCUCCUCAGACCUGCCCUUCCCAUAGGCACACUGAAUGUUCCUUGAGGAGAGCUGGAUUUUCAGCUUUGGGGAGCUUUUCUGGCUUUAAGUUGUCCAGUAAUGUUUCUGGACAGUUUGGAAAUGCAGAUUUCGCCAUGGCAGCUCAAUUAAACGCAUCAGUGCCAAACCAGCACCUUCUUAACAAAACCAGUCUGUUUUCCAGCUUAUUUCUUGUGUAAUUGUUUUUGGGUUUUUUUUCAGUAUUUCAUGAAUGAUUUUGUGCCUUGAUUCAAUAAUUCAGCUGGGUGGCAAUGGCUAUAUCACUGUGUUAUGUGUUAGUGUGGUUUUUAACACUGAGACUGUUUGGUUUGGUUCUUUAACUUAUUGCAAAUUGUGCCGUACAGGACUUGCUCUAACCAGAAUGGUUUCAAUAAACCCUCUUUUGCAUUGUUUGUAAA
This is a messenger RNA of Oenanthe melanoleuca, 4590 nucleotides long. RefSeq names its product family with sequence similarity 234 member A (gene FAM234A). Bases 502 to 2163 code for a protein of 553 amino acids. Gene Ontology annotation, molecular function: protein binding. Lineage: Eukaryota; Metazoa; Chordata; Aves; Passeriformes; Muscicapidae. The record is from RefSeq and is a predicted model, not a curated record. The transcript has 12 exons.